Aspergillus wentii DTO 134E9 is the source of this 767-nucleotide messenger RNA. RefSeq lists its product as uncharacterized. The transcript has a single exon. The record is from RefSeq and is a predicted model, not a curated record. Lineage: Eukaryota; Fungi; Ascomycota; Eurotiomycetes; Eurotiales; Aspergillaceae. Bases 87 to 500 code for a protein of 137 amino acids.
AGCACGUAUUGAUGAAUGGAUUGGUUAAUUGAUAGAGGUGGUGACUAAUGACGUUAUUAUUGAGCAGUCUCGUUACGUAUUCCGAAAUGAGUGCGCUAGCCACUGGAAGCACGUCUCCUCCUGACUCCGGAAUGAAAACCACGAAGGCGAAAACAAAGGAGGCUGCAGAGAUGGACCGCCACAAUUUCCUCCGAGACCUUCCGCCGAGAACUCCUCAAGUUGUUGCAACGAAUGUGAGAACCAUCAAAUCCGCUGUUACCAAGCAUCUGAAAGAUGAUGCCAAGUUACAAUAUCUUGUUGUGCACUACGUGCCAACCCAGGUGGUACAGACUCUUGUUGAAAACCCUCGGUCACGCGGCAGCACAGCCUCGAGAAUCUUCUACGAUGAGAAUCUUAGAGUCCUCGUCAUCAAGUUUUUAAUCAAAAUAUACGAAGUGGCAAGUAGGGAGCUGAGGUACCGUAUCAACGGUUGGGGUAGCUCUGCGAGGCCUCAGGAAUAAUUUGAAGGAUGCAGGUGCAGGAGACAGGCUCUUAUCACCAAUACGGUUCUGCCCAUCGCUGAGUUGACCGACAGAGCCAGAAGCGCCCCCAGAAGCAGUAAGAUGGAAGCAGCAGCUAGCGGUACGGCUGAUCAGAGCUUGAGUACCAGCAGCAAAAGCUACCAAGGUAACCAAGGUUUUCAUGUUUACAAUUUCAAGCGGGGAAGACGUAAAAGUAAUUCAAAGAUGUUAGUUCUUGAGAGAACUGUGAAUAGGAAGUGACCAGUG